Gastrolobium bilobum is the source of this 1365-nucleotide messenger RNA. Its product is annotated as protein FAR1-RELATED SEQUENCE 5-like. The coding region runs from base 1 to 1365 and encodes 454 amino acids. The transcript has 2 exons. NCBI's taxonomy places the organism in Eukaryota, Viridiplantae, Streptophyta, Magnoliopsida, Fabales, Fabaceae. Gene Ontology annotation, biological process: regulation of DNA-templated transcription. The record is from RefSeq and is a predicted model, not a curated record.
AUGGAAAAGUGUGAAAAUCUCGCCAAAAGUGUUGUUGAGACACAAUCUCCAGGAUCAUCUACUGUUUUGGUUGCACGUUUUGAUGGUCAGACGGAUCACUCACAAAUAACAACUAUUGAAGACAUUGACAUGAGUGAGAGUUUAAUAUAUUGUGAUAAGGUUGUUGAUUUGGAGAAAGACAAUGAUGAUUUUGGAGAAUAUGAUCAGUGUCAAACUAUGGAAGACGAAGAUGGUGAUUGUAGGGAAGAUAACGUGCAUGAAAUUGUGGGAGCUGAUGAUAUUAGCUUCACGGAUACCCCUAUUUUGGGUAGAGUCUUUAAGACAACAGAAGAAGCUUAUGACUUUUAUAACGAUUAUGCAGAAAGUAAAGGAUUUGGGAUACGUAAGCACUGGUGUAACAGGAAUAUAAAAACACAACAGCCAUAUAGGUGGAAUUAUGUAUGCUCAAAGCAAGGUGUGAAACGACUUCAUGAUAAGAGAAUUGAUGUUGACAAUGUCAAAAGGCGAAGAGAAACAAGGACUGAUUGUUCAGCGAUGCUACAAAUAAAGUCGGUUAAUGGAUCAUGGGUUGUGGAAAAAUUCAAUGAUACACACAACCAUCCAUUGAUUAACACUCCUACAAAGGUGAAGAAGUUUUUUUCUCAUAAUGAUUUACGACGCUCAGGCAUUACUAAGUCGUUGGUUUCUAAGCUUUAUCAGGAGGGUUUAACAUCUUCAAAAAUCUCAAAGGUGGUUAACACUAUGAACGAAGAUGUUAAUAUUACUCCAAUUCAAAUUAGCACUAUUAUAUCAAGCCAGAGACAUAGUAAUGUAGGCCGAGAAUGCCAGGGCAUUGUCAAACACUUUCAAAGGAAGUCUGUUGUUGAUAGAGAUUUUUAUUUUGAUAUGCAUCUAGCGGAUGAUGGUACAUUAAGAAGUGUCUUCUGGGCGGAUGGUAGGUCAAGAGCUGCAUAUGCCCAAUUUGGUGAAGUCCUUGUGUUUGAUGUGACAUACAGAACAAACAAGUUCAAGUUUCCUUUUGCCCCUUUCGUGGGUGUUAAUCACCAUGGGCAAUCAAUUUUAUUUGCUGCUGCCUUGUUAGAAGAUGAAACAGAAGCAACCUUUACUUGGUUGUUUGAACAAUUUCGAACAUGUAUGUUUGAUAGGUCUCUGGUUGCUAUUAUAACUGAUCAAGACAAAGCUAUGGGAAAAUCAAUUGCUAAGAUAUUUCCAGGAGCUCGACAUCGUUUUUGUGCAUGGCACCUGAAAAAACAUGUUAUGGAGCAUAGUCAAGCACUUCGCGCACAAUUUAAAGAUAGUUUUGAUGUUGAUAUAUGUGUUUUCCUCUUUAAACUUGAUGAAAAUUUUAUUAUGCUUCACUUGUAG